Molecule: messenger RNA, 5316 nt
Organism: Carassius carassius (crucian carp)
Lineage: Eukaryota; Metazoa; Chordata; Actinopteri; Cypriniformes; Cyprinidae
Product: trafficking kinesin-binding protein 2-like
Exons: 17
Coding region: 260-3271 (1003 amino acids)
Biological process (GO): anterograde axonal transport of mitochondrion; neurogenesis
Cellular component (GO): dendrite
Molecular function (GO): GABA receptor binding
Source: RefSeq, a predicted model, not a curated record
AACGCUUCCCCAAAUCCCUCCCCUGCGCGCUCUUCUUUGCUAUUGUCUCAAAAGCUCUUAGUGACAGGAGCCACAUGAGACAGCGGCGCUCAGGGAAAAGACGCAUUUUACGUGAACUGAAGGUAUAGUCUGUGCAUCUCUAUGGUGUUGUGAUACGAGCAGGAUGUGACAUCAGCAGUCUUCGCUCACAGUCUUCUGCUCGUGCGGAUUGGGCAUGAGUGAGGAGCCCCGCCCUCAUUCACCCAGCUGACCAAUCAGAAUGUUCGAGGUGAAGCCCAUGAGCGUGGAGAAGAAGGACACAGCUGCAGGAACAGAUGAGGGCAGUAAGGUGUGUGACAGGGGUGUCGGCGGUCGUGAAGGGGAUUCUCUGUAUCUUUCCGAGGGUCAGGACUGGGUCAUCUCUCCCUCCUGCUCUCCAGAGGAACCCAGCGCCAUCUCACCCGUGCUGGCCGAGGAAACCUUCCGCUACAUGACAUUCCUAGCUGUUGGUUCCUCUUAUCCUCAUAAUGACUCUAACAGUCUCUCUGAAGUCCUCAGCGCUGAGCGGGUGGAGCAGAUGACCAAGACCUACAGUGACACUGACGUGGUCACACACCUCCUGGCUGAAAGGGAUCGCGACCUGGAAUUGGCAGCUCGGAUCGGUCAGUCUCUCCUACAGAGGAAUCACGUGCUGCAGGAACGAAACGAAUCUCUGGAGGAGCAGCUAGCGCAGGCCCUAGACCAGGUUCAUCAGCUUCAGCAUGAGUUGACGAAGAAGGAUGAACUCCUCCGUAUGGUGGCGAGCACUAGCGAGGAGAGCGAGACCGACUCCAGCUGCUCCACGCCGCUACGUCACCCCGUGCCCGCCGGGACCGCGCUCGCCCUCAGCCAGCUAGAGGCCCUCCAGUUCAAACUCCAGGAGCUGGAGGAGGAGAACCUGUCCCUGAGAUCAGAGGCCUGUCACCUGAAGAAGGAGACCAUUACUUAUGAGGAGAAAGAACAGCAGCUGGUGAGCGACUGUGUUAAAGAGCUACGGGAGUCAAACAGUCAGAUGGUGUCACUGGCGGAUGAGCUCUCCCAGAAGAACGAGGAGUUAAUGAGACAUCAGGAGGAGAUCGCACAACUCCUCUCACAGAUGGUAGAGCUCCAGCAGAGAGUCAAAGAGUUGGCAUUAGAGAAAGAAGAGCUGAGAAUUCACCUGCGAGCCUCGAAGGAAGCACAGCGGCAGCUCACGGUGGAGCUGAAGGAGCUGUCAGACACGAAUGCCGAGUGUGUGGGAAUGUUGCACGAGUCUCAGGAGGAGAUUAAGGAGCUGCGCAGUAAGAACAUGCCGUCUGCAGACCUGCGCAGACACCUGUCGUACGGACUCUAUCCUAUGGAUUCUUUGGCAGCUGAGAUUGAAGGUAGUAUGAGAAGAGAGCUGAGUGUAGAAGAGGAAAUGGUCUUUCAGGACCAGAGGUCGACCCACAAGCGUGUGUUCCAGACGGUGCGGUCUGUCAAUCAGUCGGUGAUGAGAGCGGCUGCCGCAGUGCCUCCGAUCCCUGGCUCCGCCCACAGCGGCGUGGUCAUGACCCCGGUGCCCUAUCAGUCACACACACCCAACACAGAGGAGCGAGCUGGAGACGUGGACACCACCAAAGAGAACUCUCAUCUGGGUCAGCCCGGCUCUCCCGGGGGAAACAACCCCACGUCAGCCCUAAACCGCCUCUCCCUGCGGAGGCAGAACUUCCUGUGCGAGCGACAGUUCUUCCAGGCCGAGAGAGAGCGAAAGCUGCAGGAGCUGGCGGCUGCGGAGUCUGAAGAGGGCGGGACCAGCUGCAGUUCACCAGUGGGAAGCACCGUCUCGUCUUUCACCAACCUAUCAGAGUUCUCCUUCUCCUCCAGCUGUUUCAAGACAUUUCUGCCUGAAAAACUGCAGAUUGUUAAACCAAUGGAAGGUUCUCUGACUCUUCAUCACUGGCAGCAGCUCGCUAAACCCCACCUGGCCACUAUUCUAGACCCCCAUCCAGGGGUAGUUACCAAAGGCUUCCGCCCUCUUCCUCAGGACAGUGUUCACCAUCUGACUGACCUCGAAGAGGACGAAGACCAGGAGAAACUGGCAUGGGAACAUAAGAGAAAAGAGAAGGAGCCACAGGAUGCUAAGAUAAAAGAGGAAAAUGAUGAGGAGGAGGAGGAAGGAAUCACGUUUAAUGUUCACUCAUCAUCAACUCCGGAAGAGAUAGGAAAGAGGAGGUGUGUCCAAAGCCCAGCUAAUGUCCCGCCCCUUCCUGCAUCCCUCAGGAAUUCCCCUGUGCCCAUAGCAACGGCCAUUUCCUUAGCAACAGCAGUUAACCUGACAGCCAGCGCUGCUCCUGCGGUUAGUUCAGGAACCUCAGCAUCAGCACCUCCACAGUUUCAGCUGAGUCUCGAAUCUAAAGCGCCCUCUACAGCUAUAAAUCCUGGGAAAUAUCAGAGCUCCACUUUUUCCACAUACACCUUCACUACCUGCCGGAUCCUGCAUCCUAGAGACAGCACACAAGUGACAGCCAGCUCUGCCUGUAGUCCUUCUGUGAGUGAUUACACCCCGAGUUCUCUCCGGACUGGUCCCAGCACUCCAGUCACACCCUGUAGAUUGAGUCUGGGCGAUUCUUUCCCUAUUCGCUGUCCUGCAGCGCCCCCUGGUGGUCUCGCCAAGCUCCUGCUGGAGAAAGGCAUCUCUGCUCAGGGUCCCGCCACUGUGGCGGCACCCAAAAAGCCUCUUUCCCUACGUCUUCUUCCCAGCACUCCUCAAAACUCCCCAUGCCCCUCCCCUGUGCCCUUCGACUCCCGAUCCACCUCUUCGGACAACUUCUUGGCAUCCCGUCCCGCCGAGCUCUUCCUGCAAGACGUAUACGGGCUGAAACUCGGCCGUGCCCCGCGACCGGAUCUCCUCAGCCCUGAACAAUCCCCUCAUGGGCAGUCAACCAAACCCGACUGCCACACUGUCAACCUCAUGGAGCAUCUUCGCAAAAUUGGCUUGGAUAAAAAAGUCAUCCAAGGGUCAGACACCAAAGGCGCCCAUCCACAGGAAUCUGCCACCUUCCUAGCAACAGGAGGAGGCAGCUUAUUGGAUGGGCUUCGGCGAAAUCAAAGUCUGCCUGUCAUGGUUGGCCGCCGUAGUGCAUCCGUCUCCAGUCCGUCCUGUCCUGUCCCGCCCCCUCACCCUACUUCCCUGGCCCUUCCUACUCCACCAUGGGGGAACCUAAACGAACCGCGGCACACACGUAGACACGCCUCCCUUUCUCAGGCCCCGCCCGACCUGCAUAAUUCAUAAGGAUGUGGGCGUGGAGUAACUUUAUAUCUAUCCCUCGUAUCCUUUAUUUAACCAUCUGUUCCUUGGAAAAAGAGGCCGAAAGACAUUUAAGGUUGUUUUAAAGCACAAAAAUUAAGUUAAAGUGUCUUGUUGCAAUGUUUAUGUGAAAACGCAGAUUUUAAAGGCCUUAAAAGCUCUCAAAAGGAAACAUAGACUUCUAAUCCCAUUCUUCUCCAUCUAAAGUUCUUUUUUCCUUUAUUGUUCAUGUAUGUCCCCUUCAUCCUUUAUUUAGUUUCAUUAACAAGUCAUCACACUUAUAUUCUGUCUCGUGAGGCUGUGGAGCUGUGAAGUGGUGGAUAGAGCAGACAGGAAAAUGUAUGUGUAGAAAGAUGUUGAACGUUGAAUCGAUGGAAGGAAGGAGGUUAAAAUGAAAUGCUAUAAAGGACCGGAGAUAUGAGGGUUUCUGUAGGUUAAAAGUGAAUAAAUGGUCACUUUGAUUCAUCCUAGUGAAUUAUAGAAACAAGAUUGAGGUGAUGAACACAAACAAGAAUGGAGUAUGGCAAGUGAAAUGGAUGGUCGCAUCUUCACAGCCUCAUUUUAGGAGUUUGUCUUGAUUCAUUCAGCAGUUCCUGAGAGUUUCUCUGUGUAGUUGGUCAGUCCAUCCUUCAUUAUAGAUAGCUAAAGCUUUUUAGACAUUUAGUAGGACGUCCACCUGCCCAUAUUUUCUAUUUGUGCAUCAUUACAGCUACAGAUGAAAGGUCAAAGCAAGCAUUUGUGUCCCUGGGCAUGCUAGUGUAUCUGGACAUAAGCUCCUCUUAUAUCUUUGCACUGAAUUAUCUGGUUAUUGGGAAGUUUUGUCACAGAAGAACAGAUCUGAAGUGCUCAGGAUAUAUUUGGGUUUGUACAGACACGUGUUCUGCUACAUGUAACUUGUCGAAAUAAUAUUCAGGGACUGUGUAUAAGGGAAAUGAGUGAUCAGUUCACAUGUAGACUCAAAAGGCAUUAUUGCAGAUUAUACUUUAAAUUUACUUUAAGUUUAGAGGAUUCUGAAACUGAAACCUGAAGAGAAGGGAGUUUGCAUUUACACCCCCUAAAUAUAAAGCAUAAAAAAUGAUUUUAGUGAAUACAGAAACCCUUCUAAAGUAGCACUAAAGAUGGUCAACCAAUUGUAUUACAUGGUCAUGACCUAUGACCCCUGAAUAUUUCCUUAGAGACACCAAAUGUGCUUCCUUGUCAUCUUCACUUAUUUCCCUUAAUUUUAUGCACUUUUAGUUUUUAACCUACUGGAAUUGUGUUUUUAGUAAAUAGGCUUUACAUGUGUUAUCUAACAAUAAGGUAAGACUAGAGUACAUUAAUACAUUUAUGUAACCGGAGAUGGCUAAUAUUAUUCACUAACCUUUCAGCUAAGAGUGGGAUUUUAAUACAUUUCAUGUUUUUGGUGGAGUUUGAGAAAGGGACUCAAUUUUCUAAGACCUUUUUGGGUUUAAACUUAAAAGAUUUUUUUUAUCUUUUUGCCUGAAUUGUCAUUUAAUAAGCUACAACGUAUGUGGAUGUGUUUGUUUUUGUGGUAAACUGACCUUUUGUGCUUUGUGGUAAAUGACAUGAUGACAGCACAACCAUCAGUUUGGUUCAGAAACUGUUACAGGAGUGACAUUUAGUGAGCUUUUGUCAACUAUGCCAAGAACACAAAUGAAUCUAAAUGGGAUUCAAACUAAACUUGGUCAAAUCAAUCACAUCAUUCAACCUCUUCAGAACAAUACCAGCAUGCUUGCUGCAUUUAUACAUCACUAGCUUCGCUCUAUUCCCAGCUGAAGUGUAUGGUACUAAAUGCAUGAUUUGCUUUCUGUAUCAAAGUGUCCUUAUUAACAUCCUGCUGUUGAUAUCAUCAAGCUCUAUGCUGCCAUUGAGGUCAAAGGUCAAUGCUUGAUGAUAAUGCUACUAGCUGUGACAUCAAGCACCAGGUGAUUUCUUUUGUGCUGUUGACAUGGUGUGUUUUCCUGUGUUUAGGUGUCAGAACUGUGUUAGGUUGGAUUUUUUUAUAAUAAAACAUGAAAAAAAACCUUUGG